AUGAGGUUAGAGGCGCAUGUGCACAGCCAUGAGGUUGCUGUACAUGAGAUUGGACAUGUCCUUGGCCUCAGUCACAUGAAUGAGAUGACCUCUGUUAUGCAGCCAAACUAUAUCCCAGCAAACAGCAGGAUGGAACUGGACAGAGCUGAUCGUAGAGCGAUCCAGAGGAUCUACGGGCAGUGCACCGGGCGGUUCAGUACAGUCUUUGACUGGGUGCACCAGGACCGCAGCUCGCCCGGAACCUGGGUUUUCCAGACUUACUUCUUCCGGAGGAGCUGGUAUUGGAUGUAUGAAAACCGCAGUAACCGCACUCGUUAUCGAGACCCCCGAGUGUUGUCUCAUGGCUGGAGGGGCAUCCCGGACUCGGACAUUGAUGCCUAUGUACAUAUCUGGACACGUGACAUGGACCGCACUCUGUUCUUUAAAGGCACCCAGUACUGGCGCUAUGACAAUGAGAAUGACAGGGCCUUUGUACGGGACCCAGAGGGCUAUGUCUAUCCUCGCCUCAUCUCUGAAGGCUUUCCGGGCAUCAGUGGCCCCAUCGACACUGCCUUCUACGACCGCAAGGAGAGGAAUGUUUACUUCUUCCGAGGGAGGAAUAUCACGGCUUUCAGUGUCGACAACCAUAAGGUGGUCCCCGGGUACCCAAAAGCCAUCAUUGAUGUGUUCCCGGCUUACGCUGAUGGAGAUCAUCCUCAGAGUGAUCUGGAUGCUGUCUACUACUCCUUCACUCAUCAGAGCAUAUACUUCUUUAAGGACAUAUAUGUCUGGAGAAUGGUCGGAGGUCAGCAGGACAGUGUCCCCCAUAACGCCCUCCUUCCACGUGUCCCAAUCAGUGAACAGUGGUUCGAUAUCUGUGAUGUUCACCCAUCAAUGCUGAGCAUACCCAGAAGAUGACCCUCCUGUGGAAACAGACCAAGAAGAUUCUGGACCAGAACCAGCAUAAGAUCUAACAAUACUAUAACUUAUGAACUUGGUUAACAUUCUAGUCAUUCAUCAUCCAUACAACAGAUUGGCAGCAGACAUAACAAACCCAUCACUCAUGCAGUGGAGGACAGGAGGCUUAGUAAAUAUAACGAAUGGCAGGUGGCUUAGUGGACUCUUCACUCAUACAGUAAAGGACAGGAGACUGUGGAACCAUCAUGAUACAAUGAAAGGCAGGAGGUAUAGUGGACCCAUAUUCACACAAUGGAUUGCAAGAGAAUU
Molecule: messenger RNA, 1206 nt
Organism: Bufo gargarizans (Asiatic toad)
Lineage: Eukaryota; Metazoa; Chordata; Amphibia; Anura; Bufonidae
Product: matrix metalloproteinase-21-like
Exons: 5
Coding region: 1-897 (298 amino acids)
Biological process (GO): extracellular matrix organization; proteolysis; collagen catabolic process
Cellular component (GO): extracellular matrix
Molecular function (GO): zinc ion binding; metalloendopeptidase activity
Source: RefSeq, a predicted model, not a curated record